Alligator mississippiensis (American alligator) is the source of this 3167-nucleotide messenger RNA. RefSeq names its product zinc finger protein 883-like. The record is from RefSeq and is a predicted model, not a curated record. Gene Ontology annotation, biological process: regulation of transcription by RNA polymerase II. Gene Ontology annotation, cellular component: PcG protein complex; transcription regulator complex. The coding region runs from base 345 to 2465 and encodes 706 amino acids. NCBI's taxonomy places the organism in Eukaryota, Metazoa, Chordata, Crocodylia, Alligatoridae. The transcript has a single exon. Gene Ontology annotation, molecular function: RNA polymerase II cis-regulatory region sequence-specific DNA binding; DNA-binding transcription factor activity, RNA polymerase II-specific.
GCUGAGAGCUGGGCCAGAAACCUUGAGAGUCUGCCUCUUAACCCCACCGAGUAGAGAAGAUGAGACUGGCACAGGGACCUGGCAUGGCCUCACCCCCAGCACUUGGGAUUUUGGCAGAAACACCUAGUUUUCUUGAGGAAACAGAAGUGCCAAGGUCCAGUCCUGCUCUGAGGCCCAUCCCAGCAGAAGGAAUAGCAGUGCUUGCCCCUUGGCAGCAGGGCAGGGACUAAUCUGGUGUUUCUUCCUCCCAUGCAGGACAUGCCUGGUUGCUGAGCAGAACUGAGGAGCCAGCUGCUGAGGAAGGGCCUGGAAAGCUGGAGCCAGCAUGGGCUUCCCUGGGGAGUAUGGGUGAGGUGGAUUCCCUGACCUCAGCAACAGACCAAUGGCAUAAGGGUCAGGGGAUGCUCCAAAAGCAGGAGAAUGUAGCAGUGAACAAGGUCCCAUCUCUAUUUGGGCAUUGGAGUGAAGAAGGGAAACAAGCCCGAAACAGCCCAAGGUCCAGGGAUGAAUUUGUGGUGCUGAGACACCAGAAGAGGCAGAAAGGAAAGGCCCAUUGGAGAGAGACACUGCAUGCAAACCAAGGCAGUAUGGGGGGCCUCAGAGGGAAGCAGGAGCCCACCACCAAGCGCAGGGGGAGAGCCCACUCCUGCCCUGAGUGCAAGAAGAGUUUUAGCUGCCCCUCGUGCCUGGCUCUGCACAAGAUAAAGCAUGCUGGGGAGAAGCCCCAUGUUAGCACCAAGUGUGGGAAGAGCUUGACCAGCCUCUCUGUGCAGAGGAGGCAGCAGCCACACGGCUGCACAAGGUGUGGGAAGAGCUUCAGGCAGCCCUCCAGCGUGGCCAGGCACAGGUGCAUGCACGCAAGGGAGAAGCGUCAUCCUUGCUCUCUGUGUGGGAAGAGUUUCACCUGGUCCUCUGACCUGGUCCGUCAUCUGCUGAUCCACACAGGCGAGAAGCCACAUCAGUGCCCUGUGUGUGGGAAGAGCUUCGCCCAAUCGUGGAACCUGACCAAGCACCAGCACAUCCACACAGGGGAGAAGCCAUAUUACUGCUCUGUGUGUGGGAAGAGUUUCACCUGGUCCUCCAAUCUGGUCCGGCACCAGCUGAUCCACACACGGGAGAAGCCACAUCAGUGCUCUGUGUGUGGGAAGACCUUCACCCAUUCCUCCCACCUGGCCCGGCACCAGCGCAUCCACACAGGGGAGAAGCCUCAUCAGUGCUCCGAGUGUGGGAAGAGCUUCAGCCAUUCCUCCCACCUGGCCCGGCACCAGCUCAUCCACACAGGGGAGAAGCCAUAUCACUGCUCUGUCUGUGGGAAGAGAUUCACCCAGCGCUCCCACCUAGCUGAGCACCAGCGCAUCCACACAGGGGAGAAGCCACAUCAGUGCUCUGUGUGUCAGAAGAGCUUCACCUACAUCUCCAGCCUGACACUGCACCAGCGCAUCCACACAGGGGAGAAGCCACAUCAGUGCUCUGCAUGUGGGAAGAGCUUCACCAACCGCUCAAGUCUGACACAGCACCAACGCAUCCACACAGGGGAGAAGCCACAUCAGUGCUCUGUGUGUCAGAAGAGCUUCACCUACAUCUCCAGCCUGACACUGCACCAGCGCAUCCACACAGGGGAGAAGCCACAUCAGUGCUCUGCAUGUGGGAAGAGCUUCACCAACCGCUCCAGUCUGACACAGCACCAACGCAUCCACACAGGGGAGAAGCCAUAUCAGUGCUCUGUGUGUCAGAAGAGCUUCACCUACAUCUUCAGCCUGAAACAGCACCAGCAUAUCCACACAGGGGAGAAACCAUUUCAGUGCUCUGUGUGUGGGAAGAGCUUCACCCAGUCCUCCCACCUAGCUGAGCACCAGCGCCUCCACACAGGGGAGAAGCCACAUCGCUGUUCUGAGUGUGGGAAGAGCUUCACCCGACCCUCCCACCUGACCCAUCACCAGCUCAUCCACACAGGGGAGAAGCCACAUCAGUGCUCUGUGUGUCGGAAGAGUUUCACCAACCGCUCCGGUCUGACCCGGCACCAGCUCAUCCACACAGGGGAGAAGCCACAUCAGUGCUCUGCAUGUGGGAAGAGCUUCACCAGCCGCUCCUGUCUGACUCGGCACCAGCUCAUCCACACAGGGGAGAAGCCAUAUCACUGCUCUGUCUGUGGGAAGAGAUUCACCCAAUGCUCCCACCUAGCUGAGCACCAGCGCAUCCACACAGGGGAGAAGCCACAUCGCUGUUCUGAGUGUGGGAAGAGCUUCACCCGACUCUCCCACCUGACCCAUCACCAGCUCAUCCACACAGGGGAGAAGCCACAUCAGUGCUCUGUGUGUGGGAAGAGCUUCACCCAGUCCUCCCACCUGGCCCAGCACCAGCGCAUCCACACAGGGGAGAAGCCACAUCACUGUUCUGAGUGUGGGAAGAGCUUCAGCCGAUCCUCCCACCUGACCCGGCAUCAGCUGAUCCACACAGGGAAGUAGCCACAUUAGUGCUCUGCAUGUGGGAAGUGCUCCACACUGUCCUUCAGGUGGGCCUAGCCCCAGCAUGUCUACACAGGGGACAAGCCACAUGAGUGCUCUGUGUGUGGGAAGAGCUUCCCCCACUCUUCCCAUAUGGUGCAGCAGCAGCUUAUCCACAAAAGGGAGAAGCCAGAUCAGUGCUAUGAGUGUGGGAAGAGCUUCACCCCCUCUUCCAAGCUGGCCCAGCAGCAGUGCAUCCACAAAGGGGGAGAAGCCACAUCAUUGCUCUUAGUGGAGGCAGAGCUUCACCUACUCCGGCAGCCUGUGCCGAACACCAGUGCAUCUACACAGGGGAGAAGCUACAUCGGUGCUCUGAGUAUUGGAAAAGCUUCCCCCAUCUCUCCCACCUGUCCCAGUAUCAGCACAUCCACACCCAGAAGCAUCUCUAUUUCUGCCAGCCGUGCAGGAAGCCCUGGGAGAUGUCUGCCUGCUCAGCACCCACCAGUGGUGCAUUCAGACAAGCACCCUCAUGCUGGUGACCUGAACAAAGAGUUCCCCCAGGCUUUGUCCCUUGUAGGGCACAGUGGGAGUCCAGAACCCAGACACUCACCCCCAAGUUUUGAUUGUGGGGAAGGGGUAAGAAGAAACACCUCAGGCAGAGAUCAGCCCCAACGAAGGGGAGAUGAGAUUUGUUUUUUGUAAAAAUAUAUUUCUCUCUCUAUA